Messenger RNA from Achroia grisella, 525 nucleotides. RefSeq lists its product as uncharacterized. The record is from RefSeq and is a predicted model, not a curated record. Lineage: Eukaryota; Metazoa; Arthropoda; Insecta; Lepidoptera; Pyralidae. The transcript is spliced from 4 exons. Bases 1 to 525 code for a protein of 174 amino acids.
AUGUUGAAUAUCCUAUUACUUGCUGUUCAAUCAGAGACAAAGAGAAUCCAAUAUUUCAGUACAGAGCAUCCUACUAUAACUUAUUUUGAUAGAGAUUACCUGAAGUUUGUGAACGUAUCGUCUCGUAGACGCAGUCGUAAAGAUCCAUUCUAUUAUGUUGACAUUCAUGGCACGACCCUUAUUGAUGUGGGAAACAAUUUCACAAGUAACUUCUAUUUCUACGAGUUUCUGACUAACCAGUACAAGCGUGGUUUCAUCGAGAUGCACAUCAAAGUAUGCGACUUGAUCCUCAAUAAUAAAUUCUUCGGGACCGCAAUAAAGAAGAAUCUUGCGUAUUGUCCACUCCCAGCGGGCGACUAUCACCUAUAUAAUAUGACUAUUCCAAUAGACCAGGUGCCAAGAGGAUUCCCCUUCACAAAAGGACGCAUAUAUGUGAAUGGAACUGUCACGGACACAAAUAAAGUUGUAGUGGCAGGGUACAUAGAUUUGGAACUGAAGGAAUUCACAGUACGAACAAAAACAUAA